Messenger RNA from Canariomyces notabilis, 879 nucleotides. RefSeq lists its product as uncharacterized. The record is from RefSeq and is a predicted model, not a curated record. Lineage: Eukaryota; Fungi; Ascomycota; Sordariomycetes; Sordariales; Chaetomiaceae. The transcript is spliced from 2 exons. The coding region runs from base 248 to 787 and encodes 179 amino acids.
CUAUCACCGUACAUUAUCACGGCACCUAUCUUUUCGUUUCCCAUCCAAUGAUAGCAACAGCGCAAAAUCCGACUCAGGGGUUGCGGCAAGGGCAUCUUUUUCCGUGACCGACCCCACAUUCAGCCCAAGUCGCCGCCGGCAUUGCUACCGGUAUGGUCGCUAUCUCAGGCUGCAUGCAGACGAGGUACAUACAGACCCAUUCAGAGAGGACGGAGAGGUUGGCACACAUGUUCCUGCAGACGGGAAGAUGUAUCAAGCAGCCAUCUCUGUUCUCAAGAGGAAAAAGAGUGGACGCCUUGCCGAGAGCUAUCGUACCGUCGCAGGCGCCACAAGGCAGCAACGAACUCGAUCCAGGGAUUCCAGGCAGGCUGUGACCACCACAAUAGCCCAUGGCCGUGUCUUGCCCGACCCCUGCGGGCGUGGAUGCCAUGGUUUCCGAAUAGCUCGCAAAAAUGGACAUCGAACUCUGACCAUUUCCGUGCUGAUGACGCUCCACAUUUUCUCAUUUCGAUACUACCACUGCAGCUCACCUUUCUCAGCCAAUGGCCACUCUUGCCCAGCCCAGCCCCAAGGACAGCUGCUGGCUGUGCCCUGUUCCGAGAUGUGCGCCAUGCAUGGAACAUCUGCGGAUACUACUACAUUCCUGGCUUCUCCACAACUCCAUUACGAAAAUGGAGUGUCUCCAGGUCUCUCCCGCGUUGCGCGUGGAACUAUGGCUGAGCGCCGGCGGACGCUUGUCCCGGAGUAUGGGAUAGUCCAGGGCCUGGGUUAUCAAGAUAUCAUGUAGACCUUGCCCUAUUUUACAAAGCCUUGCUGCUCUGGUACUGUACAUACAUGAGUGGGUGUUCGGGAGUGUUCGAGUCGUCUGCUCUACCGGUA